Cylindrotheca closterium is the source of this 2565-nucleotide messenger RNA. The record is from the annotation of a GenBank genome assembly. Lineage: Eukaryota; Bacillariophyta; Bacillariophyceae; Bacillariales; Bacillariaceae.
AUGACAUUCCGUCGAGCAAAACAAAGCGUUCUGUUCUUUUCUGGAGCAUUGCUCUUUCUGUGUAUCGUUCCGUCAACGGGAGCUUUCUUCCUUCCCCACUCAAAGGCUGCCAGACUAGGAACGUCGUUCUCGCAAGCGUCAUCGUAUCCCCUGCAACAACGGGAUGAUCAUCGAUAUUCUGGACGAAGAAAGAAGACAACUGUGAAACGACAUUCCAAUUCUCAUCCGUCGCAAAGAAAUUAUGCAACCGAGGUAACUCGAUUCAAUCAGUGGCUCAUAAAACAUCUGCGGGAAGACGGCGGCAGUGUCAAGGAAGCCGAAAGUGAACUUUUGCAACGCGUGCAAAAGCAUCGAGAAAUAUUCGAAACAGAGAAACGUGCAGGGCCAAGGGAUUUUGAUACUUUCAGCUUUAAUCUAAUCAUGAACGCAUGGGGGCAACAACGAUCCAUGAAUGCAGCGAAGAAUGCCGAUAAUCUGCUUCAAAUAUUACUGCAGCAAACACCAGUUUUGAAGCCAGAUUCGUACUCGUAUAGUGCUGUGUUGAAUGCAUAUGCGAAAUGCAGGGGCAAAACAGUGGCAGCAAAGCGUGCGGAAGAACUUUUGAACCAAAUGGAAAACACCAUCCAAGUCACAACAGAUAUAUGUCACAAUGCAGUAAUCAACUGCUGGUCGGUCAGUGGGCAUCCAGAUGCGGGAAGACGUGCUCAACGUUGGUUGACGCGCCUCGAAGAAAGCAAAGACACGCCCAAACCGACGAAAAUUUCCUACAACAAUUGCAUCAAGGCUUGGGCCCGGUCACCAAAUGGUGCCUCCAAUGCACAUCAGCUAUUACAAAAAAUGCAAGAUUUAGGAGGACAAUUCUCACCGGAUAAGAUUUCCUACUCAACUUGCAUUGAUGCCUACUGCAAAUGCACAGAUGAUCUUUCAGCAGCAGCUGUAAAGGCAGAGCAGCUGCUGACGCAAAUGGAAGAAAAAGCGCCAAUGAAUGAAGAUAUUCGACCUGAUGUCGUAGCAUAUACAUCAGUACUAUAUGCCUUUGCCAAGGCUGGGACUCACACCAACGAAGCGAUGCAACUGAUUGAUCGAAUGAAAAAACACGCAAACGAACAACCGAAUACAACUUUUCUCAACACCUUGCUUCAUUUAUUCGCCAAGUCACACAAAAUAGAACCUGCAGAGACACUACUGCGUAGUAUGAAACAGAAUGAUAUGGCCGAUAGGAUUUCCUAUACUGCGGUGAUUAGUGCCAACGCGAAUGUUGGUAAUGCAAAACGUGCAAAGGAGUUGCUCUCCGAAAUAUGGUCACAAUAUGAAUCGUCUGAAGGCAAUGCCCGAUUCCUUCCAACUACAAAAACAUAUGCAUCCGUGCUGCACGCCAUCGCGAAAAGCAAGGACCGCACGAGCAUCGACCUGAAUGAGGUAGAUAACCUCUUGGACCAACUGAGAACCCUUCAUCAAGAGACUGGAAGUCCUGAACUCCAACCCAACACUGUCCUAUAUAGCCUCAUCUUUCUGAUUCUAUCUAAUAGUAGAGAUCCAUCGGCGCCAGAACGAGCCGAAAAGCUGAUGGCACUAAUGAAAGAAGAGCAAGGAGGAGGGAAUGAAAAUGUAAGACCGGAUGCCACAACAUAUGCGUAUCUCAUCAAUACGUACACAAAAUCAAGAGUGCAUAAUUCAGCACAAAUGGCACGAAAACUUCUCGAAGAAGUAGAAGCUGGCUUUGAAAAGGGCUACGAUGAGCUGAGGCCUACAAAGCUUCUAUACAGUGCAGUACUCCAAGCGCAUGCAAAGAGUGCGUCAAGGGAAGGGGCAGAGUGUGCCGAGGCGUUGUUGCAAAGGACAAAAGAUCUCUAUCGGCAAGGGAAACUGUAUGCAAAACCAACCACUCUUUACUACAAUGCUGUGAUCGAUGCGCAUUCAAGGUCCAAGCGAGGUCGUGACGCAGCGAAGCGUGCUGAAGAGCUUCUUGACGAACUGGAGCAACGCCACCGUGCCGGCGACUCUGAACUCGCACCAACAACUCGCAGCUACAAUGCUGUCAUUCUUGCCUGGAAGAACUCAAAUUCGGAGAUGGCCCCGAGGAGAGCAGAGGCACUCUUGAAACGGAUGAACGAACGGUAUUCAAGUGGUGAUCAGACAUGCCGUCCAGAUCGUGUAACAAUCAAUACGAUCAUUGGUGUAUGGGCAAAGUCCCGAGCUCCAGAUGCAGCCGAAAGAGCCGAAACAUUCCUGAAGUUUAUGGAAAACCUCUAUCUAACGGUUGGCGACUCGACUUUCAAACCAGACAGCUACAGCUACAACACCGUGAUUGAUGCCUACUCGUCGAGUUCAUUGCCGACUGCCACAGAUCGAGCAGAAGGGCUCUAUACGCGGAUGAUGGAACGCUACCAAGCAGGCGAUAGCGAGCUGAAACCAGGCAUUAUUACGCUGACAGCGCUACGUCGAGCAUGGGCGCAGAGUGAUUCCUCUGAGGCGCACGAGAGAAUUAGACAUCUCAGUCAGGACAUUGAAAAGAAACAGAAACAUCACACGGCCAACAAAAGAAAGGCAGCCAGACCUAAAUGA